UACGGGAGCCGCGGUGGGCCCAGAAGGCCUGCAGUUGGGGCCUCCGGGGAGGGAGGGAAUGAAUGGGCGCUGAGGCCGAGGCGCGCGGGUUCUGAGCACAGGCCUGACGCGGUGAGCGGCCCAGCAUGGAGGACGACGCUCCGGUCAUCUAUGGGCUGGAGUUCCAGGCACGUGCCCUCACACCUCAGACUGCAGAAACAGAUGCCAUUCGGUUUUUGGUCGGGACGCAGUCUCUCAAAUAUGAUAAUCAGAUCCACAUCGUAGACUUCGAUGACGAGAACAACAUUAUAAGUAAAAACGUUCUCCUCCAUCAAGUGGGUGAGAUCUGGCACAUUAGCACCAGUCCUGCCGACAAGGGUGUGCUGGCCACGUGCUACAACAAACCUUCAGACAGCAAAGUCCUGACGUGUGCGGCCGUGUGGAGGAUGCCGAAGGAGCUGGAGCCCGGCGGCCACGAGUCCCCCGACGAUUCCACAAGCCCUGCGCACACGCUGGAGCUGCUCUGUCACCUCGACAACACGGCUCACGGCAGCAUGGCCUGUGUCACGUGGGAGCCCACGGGGGACGGGAAGAAGGUCAUCUCGCUUGCGGACAGCCACAUCCUGCUGUGGGACCUGCAGGAAAGCUCCAGCCAGGCCGUGCUGGCCAGCUCGGCGUCCCUGGAAGGGAAGGGACAGCUGAAGUUCACCUCCGGACGGUGGAGCCCUCACCACACCGGCACCCAGGUGGCCACCGCCAACGACACGACCAUCCGAGGGUGGGACACGCGGAGCAUGAGCCAGAUAUACUGCAUUGAGAACGCCCACGGGCAGCUGGUGCGCGACCUGGACUUCAACCCCAACAAGCAGUACUACCUCGCCAGCUGCGGGGACGACUGCAAGGUGAAGUUCUGGGACACCCGGAACGUCGCUGAGCCCGUGAAGACCCUGGAGCAGCACUCCCACUGGAAAGAAGAAAAACAUCGCCCCUAUGUUCUCCUGCAGUUGUGCCAGUACGUGUGUGCAAACAGUGAGCACAGAGGUUCGUGCAGCAUCGUUGGCCACGCUGCGGAGUGGGAAACCGCUCUCAUGCCCAUCGGCAGGGCGCGGGCUCGCUCGGUCUGUGGGGAUGGUGCUGUGGGUGGGGAGGACACGAGCUCAGUGUGGGGGGCAGACGCUGCCCAAGAGCAGUUGUCACUCCUGACACGUCACGUGCUGUUUACCGCAUGCUGGGUACUUGCGCUAACGCAGGUGAGAGUCCAGUCCGGGCCGGUGUGCCUGGUGUAAGCUAGCUUUCAUCCCAGUGAGGCACGCGUGUGUUUGUGUAAGUGCAUGCUUCUGUGUGUGAUUGUCUGUGUGUAAGUGAGCUCAUGAGGGUGUGUGCGGUCUUGUGUGCGUGUUAUUUGUGUAAGUGUGCGCUUGUGUGUGUGAUUGCCCAUGUGCACGUGAGCUCGUGAGGGUGUGUGGGGCUUGUGUGUGUGUAUAUGGAAGAAACAUCUAGAAGAGUAAGAACAAAACUGCUGUCAGGAGAUUUUGCUCAGGCCAGGGUGGGCACAUCCCAGGAAAGUUGACUUUUUCUGGUCUGUGUCCCUAAAUUCUUUGAAUUACUUACCAGAAUCCAUGUUUCUGCACUCAGGACAUUAAUUUUUUUUUUCCUUUUUUGAGAAAUUUAAGUUCAGUGAAUUAACAUAUGACAUAUUAUUGGUUUCAGAGGUAGAGGUUGUGGUCAGGACAUUCAGAAACCUGGCAUGCUGCAUAGAGUACAGUUUUGCCAGGUUCUGUAAGUUGCUGUGGUGGGCACAGUCCGAGGAGAGACGCCAUCCUCCGCGACCCCGCGCGCUGGCUGCCGGCACUCUGCUCGGCUCACUGAGCUCGCUGCGGGGCUGUGCCCCCGGGCCCCAUGGCUGCCGCUCGUGGGUGUUGCCCUGGGGUUUGGCCCCGUUGCCAGGUCAUCUGUACUCUGUCCUUUGCUCCUGGGGCAGUUGUGGCCGUUAGGAUUUGGGAAGGCGGGCGGCAGAGGAGGGUGGCCGCGAGCCCUCCUCUCGCUCUGAGGUUCGCGCUUCCAUCUGGUCUCAUCUCUCUUUGCCGGGACCGAAGAGAAGGUUGUAGACAAACAUGCAGGAAGUCCGGCCCUCUGCUGGGAGCUUCCCGCGUCCGCCCGUGCGGUCUGGGGUCCACUGCCCGCGGUCCCGGCGCUGCCCCGUCCAGGAGGGGCCGAGUGGA
Molecule: messenger RNA, 2201 nt
Organism: Mustela lutreola (European mink)
Lineage: Eukaryota; Metazoa; Chordata; Mammalia; Carnivora; Mustelidae
Gene: EIPR1
Product: EARP complex and GARP complex interacting protein 1
Exons: 8
Coding region: 126-1265 (379 amino acids)
Biological process (GO): protein ubiquitination
Molecular function (GO): protein binding
Source: RefSeq, a predicted model, not a curated record